Salvelinus sp. IW2-2015 is the source of this 2533-nucleotide messenger RNA. Lineage: Eukaryota; Metazoa; Chordata; Actinopteri; Salmoniformes; Salmonidae. The record is from RefSeq and is a predicted model, not a curated record.
GCAAUAGGCUGCUAUUCCCUGUGCAUGGAUUCUGUGCGGCAACUGCAAGCAAGCGAGUAUAGGAAGUGCGUUUCUAGUAGGGUUGAAGCAAAACUCUGUAGUUGAAGUAGCGAAUUUUGGCGUCGAUGUGGAUGAAUAUUACCAGCGGAUAAAUUACACAACCAUACCAUCGUAGUUGUGAGGUCGGGGUCGUACGAUAGGCUAGGCUGCAAGCAUCCCCGGCGCCAUCUGGGAGGGAGAGGUUGUGUAGUUUGCUAGUAUUGCCGGGUACGACACGGCGUGGGUUAGCUAAGGUGGGCCUUGGUAUCUGAUUGACCAGCCAGCUAGCAAUCUAGCGACUUCAAAUAAUAUAAAAUCAAGUGUUGACCAACACAUAUAACUUAUAUAUAUUUUUUGCUGUGAAUACCCAUUUGACAGCCUUCUGGGCGCAUCCUAAUAAGAAACUGAUUGGGACUAUCACGCGCACUACAGUAGCCAAAUGGCAGAUAACCUGAGUGAUGCGUUGAAGAAGCUGAAGCUAGCCUCAGCUGACAGCAGCACAGACAGUGUGGAGAGCUGCCUGGACUGCCUGCUCAAAGCACUGGCCCACAACAAUGCUGACGCCAGUGAGAAGAUCCAGGAGAUGGGCGUUCUCCCCCUGCUUCCCACCCUGCUGGCCCCACAGUCCUCCUGCACCCCCAAAGUAGCCAACAUCAUAGCCGAGGUGGCCAAAAAUGAGUUCAUGCGUAGCCCCUGUGUGGAGGCGGGCCUCAUCCCCCCCCUUGUGCAGCUGCUCCACUCCAAGGACCACGAGGUGCUGCUGCAGACAGGCCGUGCCCUAGGCAACAUCUGCUACGACAGCCAUGAGGGCAGGAGUGCAGUUGACCUGGCGGGAGGGGCUCAGAUAGUAGCUGGACACAUAAAGUCACUGUCCCAAAAUACUGACCCGGACAAUGCGAAGCUCUUGACUGUCUUUUGUGGCAUGCUGAUGAACUAUAGCAAUGAUAAUGACUCCUUGCAGGCCCAGCUGAUCAACAUGGGAGUGAUCCCCACCCUGGUGAAGUUGCUGGGCCUCCACUCUGACAACACAGCCCUCACAGAGAUGUGCCUCAUUGCCUUCGGAAACCUUGCCGAGCUCGAGUCCAGUAAGGAACAGUUUGCCUCCACGAACAUCGCCGAGGAGCUGGUGCGUCUGUUCCAGAGGCAAGCGGAGCACGAGAAGAAGGAGAUGAUCUUUGAGGUCCUGGCUCCACUCGCUGAGAACGAUGUGAUCAAGCUGCAGUUGGUGGAGGCCGGCCUGGUGGAGUGUCUGUUAGAUGUGGUAGUUCACACAGUGGACGGAGUGCGGGAGGAGGAUGUGGCGCAGCUCAAAACAGCCUCCGACCUCAUGGUGCUGCUGCUGCUGGGAGAUGAGUCCAUGCAGAAGCUGUUUGAGGGGGGCAAGGGCAGUGUGUUCCAGAGGGUCCUGUCCUGGGUGCCAUCCCACAACCACCAGCUGCAGCUGGCUGGGGCACUGGCCAUCGCCAACUUCGCUCGCAACGAUGGGAACUGCAUCCACAUGGUGGAAUCCGGCAUCGUUCAGAAGCUGCUGGAGCUGCUGGAUCGCCACGUGGACGAGGGCAACGUCACCGUGCAGCACGCCGCGCUCAGCGCCCUGCGCAACCUGGCCAUACCUGUGGUGAACAAGGCUAAGAUGCUGUCGGCAGGUGUGUCAGAUACGGUGUUGAAGUUCCUCCCGUCAGAGAUGCCUCCUGUCCAGUUCAAACUGCUGGGCACGUUACGCAUGCUCAUCGACACGCAAGCGGAUGCGGCAGACCAGCUGGGGACCAAUGGGAAGCUGGUGGAGCGUCUGGUAGAGUGGUGUGAGGCCAAGGACCACGCAGGGGUCAUGGGAGAGUCCAAUAGGCUGCUCUCAGCCCUCAUCCGCCACAGCAAGUCAAAGGACGUUGUAAAAACAGUCAUCCAGGGGGCAGGAGUGAAGCAUUUAGUAGUCAUGGCGACGAGUGAACACAUGAUCAUGCAGAACGAGGCGCUGGUGGCUCUGGGCCUCAUCGCCGGGUUGGACCUGGUGGGGGCCGAAAAGGACUUUGUUGGGGCUGGCCUGGUACAGGUGCUCCACAAGCUGCUGUCAGACGAGAUGAGUGCGCCGGAGGUCAAAUACAACUCCAUGGUCAUCAUCUGUGCGGUCAUGGGUUCAGAGCCUCUCCAUAAAGAAGUGCAGGGCCUGGCCUUCAUCGACGUGGUCUCCAAGCUGCGGUCGCACGAGAACAAAACGGUGUCCCACCAGGCGUCAAUCACAGAGCAGAGGCUAACGGCACAGAGCUAAAGGACUCUUAACGCCCACAAUCCCCCACUCCCCCCAAUGCCUGCCUCAUAGCCAAUCCCUGGCCCCCAUUCCUUUCUACACAACCUUCCUCCCUCUGUGUGUUUCCCAUCGUCACGUGCCAAGGUAUCCUGUCCCUUUGCCCCCGUCAACAGCCAGCUGUUCCAGCUAAAACGUACCCGCCCCCUCUGCCUUACAGCCUGCCUUUAGCCUGCCUUCCCACACUACCGC